AUGACGAAGUUCUUCUCUGCUGCAACGCUGGGUCUCACCUUCUUCGGUGCAGCUACCGGCGCAUUCGUCAACCCCGGAGCUUGUACAGGCGUCUGCGUCAACACACACGACCCGAGCAUCAUCCGUCGCGCUGACGGCACCUACUUCCGCUUCUCGACAGGCGGAGGCAUCGCAGUUCACUCGGCGCCGAACAUCACUGGCCCAUGGGAGUACAAGGGCGCCGUUCUACCUGACGGGACGAGCAUCAAGCUUUGGGACGGCAAAAUGGAUGCGUGGGCCCCGGACGUGCACCUCGUGGGGGACACGUACUACCUGUACUACUCCGCUGUUCGCGCCGUGGCGUUCGACGGGCACAAUCUGGCUGCGGUUGGUGUCGCCAAUUCCUCGACGAUGGACAUUGGCACGUGGAAGGACCUGGGCUCGACUGGUGUGCAGAGCAACGAUUCGAGCGAGUACAAUGCCAUCGACCCCAAUCUGUUCAUCGAAGACGGCCGGAACUACAUGAUCUUCGGAAGCUACGUCGACGGUAUUUUCCAGGUGGCAAUGGAAAACCCGCCGACGACUGCGAUCCUCAAUACGUACGCCAAGCUCGCGUACGAACCUGCUGGCAUCCACGCGGACGAAGGCGCCAACAUGUUCAAGUACGGCGACUACAACUACCUCUUCUACUCCAACGGCGUUUGCUGCAGUUAUGACAAGACGAAGCCUGCAGCCGGAGAGGAAUACAAGAUCAAGGUGUGUCGCUCCAAGCCCGGCAUCAUGGACUUCCGUGAUGCGGACGGCAAGCUGUGCACUGAAGGAGGCGGAGUUGUCGUAAUGGGAUCGCAUGACGAUGUGUAUGGCCCGGGUGGCCAAGGUGUAUACGAUGACCCGACCCACGGUCCGGUCCUGUACUACCACUACGUCAACACCACUAUCGGCUACGCUGACGGCCAGAAGCAGUUCGGGUGGAACAAGCUCGACUUCUCGAGCGGUUGGCCGGUGGCGACUGCUUAA
Molecule: messenger RNA, 996 nt
Organism: Phytophthora sojae
Lineage: Eukaryota; Oomycota; Peronosporomycetes; Peronosporales; Peronosporaceae
Exons: 1
Coding region: 1-996 (331 amino acids)
Biological process (GO): carbohydrate metabolic process
Molecular function (GO): arabinan endo-1,5-alpha-L-arabinosidase activity
Source: RefSeq, a predicted model, not a curated record